This is a messenger RNA of Rhincodon typus (whale shark), 2943 nucleotides long. It is a transcript of the gene eif3d, whose product is annotated as eukaryotic translation initiation factor 3, subunit D. The transcript has 15 exons. Lineage: Eukaryota; Metazoa; Chordata; Chondrichthyes; Orectolobiformes; Rhincodontidae. Gene Ontology annotation, cellular component: cytoplasm; eukaryotic translation initiation factor 3 complex. The coding region runs from base 294 to 1970 and encodes 558 amino acids. Gene Ontology annotation, molecular function: translation initiation factor activity. The record is from RefSeq and is a predicted model, not a curated record. Gene Ontology annotation, biological process: translational initiation.
UGUUCCCGGUCUUUACGGCAGUUUGCGGCCGUGUGGCGACGGUUUGGACGCUUUACGGCAUUUCGCCCCGGGUGGCGGCCCGGUUUACGGCACUUUACGACAGCGUUGGGGCGCAGUUUACGGCCGUGUGGAGGUCCGGUUUACGGCAGUUUAUGACGGUGUGGGGUACCGGUUUACGGCAGCGUGGCGGUCCAGUUUACGACAGUGUGGCGGCCGGUGUCGGUGUUUGUGAAGUUUCUCGUAUCCGGUGCCAUCGGCGGUGGCGGAGCCGGAGAAUCGGCUGGUUGUAGAAGAUGGCACGAUUCCUGACCCCUGUGAUCCAGGAUAAUCCGUUCGGAUGGGGACCAUGCGCAGUCCCAGAGCAGUUCAAGGACAUGCCAUACCAGCCGUUCAGUAAGGGGGACCGGCUGGGAAAGGUUGCUGAUUGGACAGGAGCAACAUAUCAGGAUAAGCGGUACACCAAUAAGUACUCCUCCCAGUUUGGUGGCGGCAGUCAGUACGCCUACUUCCACGAGGAAGAUGAGAGCAGCUUCCAGCUUGUCGACACAGCCCGCACACAGAAGACUGCCUACCAGAGGAACCGUAUGCGAUUUGCUCAGCAGAGAAACAUGCGACGUGAGAAAGAUCGGCGCCAGCUGCUGCAGUUUAACAUGCAGACUCUUCCGAAAAGUGCCAAGCAGAAGGAGAGGGACCGCUUACGUUUGCAGAAGAAAUUUCAGAAGCAGUUUGGUGUACGACAGAAAUGGGACCAGAAGAACCAGCUGAAGCCAAGAGAUUCCUCUGUUGAGGUGCGCAGUGACUGGGAGGUGAAAGAAGAGAUGGACUUCCCUCGGCUGAUGAAGAUGAGGUACAUGGAAGUGGCUGAACCCAGCGACAUAGAGUGCUGUGGUACACUGGAGUACUAUGACAAGGCCUUCGACCGAAUCACCACACGCAAUGAGAAACCACUGCGCAGCAUCAAGAGGAUUUUCCACACUGUCACCACCACCGACGAUCCCGUCAUCCGGAAGCUGGCCAAGUCUCAGGGCAAUGUAUUUGCGACCGAUGCCAUCUUGGCCACUCUGAUGUGCUGCACCAGGUCAGUCUACUCGUGGGACAUCAUCGUGCAGCGGGUCGGAUCCAAACUCUUCUUCGAUAAACGUGACCACUCCGACUUUGACCUCCUGACAGUCAGCGAAACCGCCAAUGAACCACCUCAAGAUGAAGGGAAUUCUUUCAAUUCUCCCCGAAAUCUGGCCAUGGAGGCCACUUACAUCAACCACAACUUCUCUCAGCAAUGCCUGAAGAUGGUGAGAAAAGGGACAUCAAACGAUGGCGUCGAGAAGUACAAGUUCCCAAAUCCAAACCCUUUUGUAGAAGACGACGUGGAUAAGAACGAGGUGGCUUCAGUGGGAUACAGGUAUCGGCGGUGGAAGCUGGGUGAAGACAUUGACCUGAUCGUGCGAUGUGAGCACGAUGGUGUCAUGACGGGCGCCAACGGUGAAGUGUCCUUCAUCAACAUCAAGACUCUGAACGAGUGGGACUCUCGGUACUGUAACGGCGUGGACUGGCGUCAGAAGCUGGACUCACAGAGGGGAGCUGUCCUCGCCACGGAGUUGAAGAAUAACAGCUACAAGCUAGCUCGAUGGACCUGCUGUGCCCUGCUGGCUGGAUCAGAAUAUCUCAAACUUGGGUAUGUGUCCCGAUUCCACAUCAAGGACUCGUCUCGUCACGUGAUUCUGGGCACCCAGCAGUUCAAGCCCAACGAGUUUGCCAGUCAGAUUAACCUGAGCAUGGAGAAUGCCUGGGGUAUCCUGCGCUGUGUCAUUGACAUCUGCAUGAAACUGGAUGAGGGCAAAUACCUGAUUCUGAAAGACCCUAACAAGCAAGUGAUUCGUGUCUAUAGCCUCCCUGACGGUACCUUUAGCUCUGAAGAAGAAGACGAGGAGGAGGAGGAUGAGGAUGACGAAGAGGAAGAUGGCACACAGUGAUGCAAAGCUUUGAUAGUCGCACAGUUGUGUAGGUCAUGUCUUGCCAGCACUACAUUCAAAGUUUUACCCAUCAUGUAGCAAGGCAAGCGAUGAAUACAAGCAACUCGUACACUCACUCAAAACAAAACAGUUCUGAAAUGCUACCUUCGAUGUUUUUAACCAAAACCCUAACAUCUGUUGGUGUAGCUGUUGUGCUUCUCUGGUCCAACUUCACAAUUGGCAUCCUUGUAGAUGAGUGUUACAGUGUGUGCGUGCUCUGUCACGCUCUCUCGUUCUGUCCUUCCUCCCUCUACAUUCUCUUUCUUUCUCUCACACCUCUCUGUCCAUUCCCAUUUUACAGUAACAACAACCACCACCCCCCCCCCCCCCGGCUACUCUAGGCUUCUAACAUCUGAGAGUCUAUUUGAGGUCAGUUAUUGAGGUACACACUGGGGACUUAAUAGAGCUUCUGCUUACUCCCAGGCUGUGGAAUCCCUAGUCGUCUUGGAGUUGUGCUUCCUACAAAUUAAUCUCCCACAGCUGCUUCCCAUUGGCCUGUACUUGAAAAAUAGUUGAAGACACUUGAUCGAUCUGAGACUGAGCAUAUGGCAAGCUUGUGUGUCAUGGGGUUUAAAUUUGAGCCCUGACAGAUGCAUUUUCAUGAAACUAUAGGUAGGAGAAUGCAGAAUAUUCUGAAAUGGUGUGCGGAAGGACGUGUUUAAUAUCCUACAAAGUAAGCUUAGGGCAGAUAUAGGGGCGAAGAAUCAGAUCUGUUGGAUCAGGGUGCUGUAGAUACAACGACAGAUGUGCUUAAAAUUCAAGAUGGGUGCAGGACUGGCAGUGACACCACUUAAUGGGAAGAUUUGAAAGGUGUUCCAGAAUGAGUUCAUUCUGUCAGAUUUUGAAGCUGUUGGGCAGGGUUUGGGGUAGGGGGGGAACAGGGUCUGAGUCUAUGUACAAUUAAAAAUUACAAUAAAAUGUUCCAUUUUGAAGA